Messenger RNA from Triticum turgidum subsp. durum (durum wheat), 2757 nucleotides. Lineage: Eukaryota; Viridiplantae; Streptophyta; Magnoliopsida; Poales; Poaceae. The record is from the annotation of a GenBank genome assembly.
AUGAGAUCAUUGCUAAACUCACAUGCUGGCUUAGGUAGUUCUAUAAUUGUGACAAGCCGAAGCGAUCAAGUUGCUUCUAUCAUGGGCACACUUCCUCCACGUAAAAUAUCACUCCUAAAUGAGGAUCAAUCAUGGGAGCUUUUUCACAGAAACACAUUUGGAAGGGGAGUGGAAAAGCAAGAGGAAUUGAUUUCAAUGGCUAAGAGUAUUGUCGACAAGUGUAAGGGAUUGCCUCUUGCUAUCAAAACCAUGGCAACUUUACUUCAUUCCAAGCAUCACAAUCAGUGGUUUUCUGUUCUGGAAAGUGAUGUCUGGAUGAAUGAUGUACUAGCAACCGGGAUUAUACCUGCACUACAAUUGAGCUAUGAUCACUUGUCAUCGGAAGCAAAAAUAUGCUUUUCCUUUUGUGCCAUUUUCCCCAAAGAUAGCAUGAUGAAUAAGGACACGUUAAUCCAGCUAUGGAUGGCAAAUGACUUUAUUGCAUCAGAAGCAAGAGGCCAACAAAUUUUUGAUGUGCUAGUUUGGAGAUGUUUCCUACAAGAUAUGCAAGUUCAAAACAAUAGAUUCAUCCACCAACCAACUACUUGCAAGAUGCAUGAUCUCAUGCAUGAUCUUGCUGACUCCGUAAGCGGAAAUGAUUGCUCAGUUCUGCAAAAACCUUCAUCAUGUCAAGACAAUCUGCAAGGAUCCACAGAUGCUCGUACAUUACAACAUGAGGUUCGGCAUUUGUCAGUUGAAUAUGUUGAUAAUUAUACCAUUGCAGCCAUGAAAGAAAUUCUAGAUAAGCGACCCCGCACACUUUUAAUUGGAAUGAGGUUUAAGCAUCGUCAGGAUUUAACCAACCUUAUGCUUAUGGCGAAGUCAAAAUUCAUAUCUUUACGAGCACUGGAGAUAGACCCAUUCAAGGCGCACAUGACAAAUCUGAAGCAUCUUCGUUACCUAGAUUGUUCUUAUUCUAGUAUAUUUGCAUUGCCUGAAGCUGUUACCAUGUUGUAUAGCUUGCAAACGUUGAAGGUCAGUUACUGUAAAUAUCUUGAGAAAUUACCAGAAGGGAUGAGAUAUAUGAGUAGUCUUCGACACAUCUUCCUCAUUCAAUGUGAUAGUCUGAAGUGCAUGCCACAAGGUAUUGGUCAGCUGAAUUUUCUAGUGACAUUAACAAAUUAUGUCAUUGGUAGUGAUGCAGAUCGCGGAAUUGAUCAAUUGAGAGAUCUGAAUCUGGGUGGUGCUCUUUCUUUGACUGAUCUGAGAAAAGUGCAUAGUGCAGAAAAUUCUAAACAAGGCAAUAUGUCUUCCAAGCAUAAUUUGAAACGAUUGUCACUCGACUGGUAUGGACCUUCUAGCAUAAAUGUUGGAUAUGAAGUAGAUACUAAUGCAGAAGGAAUAUUAGAGGCCCUUCGUCCUCACAAAAGGCUUGAAGUUUUAAUGUUGUCCAAUUAUACUGGUGCUAAAUUAUCAUCAUGGAUGAACAACUCUACACUGCUAGAACAUCUCACUGAACUUUCUCUGACUGGAUGCAAGAAUUGCAAGGAUCUUCCACCAUUAUGGCAGCUGCCCUCCCUCGUGAGCUUGUGUUUGAAUUAUUUUGAUAGCUUGGCAAGUAUAUGCAUUGUUAAUCAUGAUACACACAAUGGGGAAUCAUGUAUUUCUCCACCACCUAUUUUUGGUAAAUUGGAAACUAUGGUAGUUUCAAACAUGCCUAAGCUAGAGAGAUGGCACCAAGAGAUGGCAGGACAAGAACCGGAUGUAUCAUUCCCUCGUCUCAAGAAGCUAAAUAUUUCUAAAUGCCCAAUGCUAGCAAGCAUGCCCAAGGUGCUCCCUUUGCUUGAAGAUCUAGUGGCAAGAGACAUUCCCCUUUACCAUCUGAUGAAUCUGUCUGUGCAGUCUAAUCUUGAGUGCAAAGGUUCCAUUGAAGUGGAACCUGCGGUUGGUCAGUUGAUUGUUGAUGACCUUCAUUUUGACCUUCAUUUCUCGAUGUCUAUUGAUUCUUAUGUGUUCCUGAGACUGAGAGGUUUGACGGACAAUGUAGAGCGCUUUCAAGGGGAGUUGAACAAAGUCCCUUCCAGAUUUAUGAAGAACCUGACUAUAAUAGAUUGUGAUGGCCUUUUCUCAUCUGAACCAUGCCAAAUGCAACGAGAUAUAUGGAACCAUUUUGGUUUUGUUGAAGGAAUGUUGGUUUCAUGCAUCAAUAAUAUAGUACAAUGGCCAGCGGCAAAAUUGGGAAACUUGAAUCAUCUUCGAGAUCUACAUUUUUCUGGUUGCUCCAACUUAACUGGUUCACUUACAUCAACAAUAUCUGAUAGGGAAAACAUCCUGCUUCCUCCACUCCAGAGUCUUACAAUUACGGAUUGUGAGAAAUUGUGGGAGGUUCCAAAGUUGCCUCCAUCUCUUGAAAUUUUGUCGAUCUCUUUUUGUCCCAACCUCGUGUCCAUGGCAACAAUUCGGAAUGUCGACAAAUUGAAAGCAUUGAGUGUGCUUGAGUGUGAAGCCCUGACGACAUUUCCAGAUGGAGAUUAUGGAGUCACUAAACUCGGGACGUUGGAAAUGCAGCGGUGCCCAAGGUUAGAGACACUACCAGAGGGACUCCUGCAGCAGCUCCCAGCCCUCAAGAUGCUAUGGAUCAGAGACUGCCCCAACUUGGAAGAGGAAUUCUCAAGAGGAGGCGCUUACUGGAAUUUUGUUGAAGCAAUUCCAUACAGAUAUGUUGGCGUUCAAGAUCAGUCCAUGGACCCAAGCGCUAAAUGCUUCACUUGCCUUUGA